Messenger RNA from Didymella exigua CBS 183.55, 451 nucleotides. Its product is annotated as CENP-B protein. Gene Ontology annotation, cellular component: nucleus. The annotation marks the transcript as partial. Gene Ontology annotation, molecular function: DNA binding. The record is from RefSeq and is a predicted model, not a curated record. The transcript is spliced from 2 exons. Lineage: Eukaryota; Fungi; Ascomycota; Dothideomycetes; Pleosporales; Didymellaceae.
CUACAAACACUAAUAUACUAUUAAGGCUAACUAAGCUAUUAAUAAUAGGCUAGAAGGUAUUUAAGGAAGACCCUAAGUACUAUAAAGUACUCCUUAAAUAAUAACGUAAACCCCCAGCACCCAGGCCAACCCAGCACCCGGGCCAUUUCUUGCCAAGACCACAACUAUUAAUAUUAACACGUAAUGCCUUGCCAACAAGAUGCGCAAUUAUCUAAACAAGAGGAAGCUCUCUGUCUCUGAGAGCGGCUGGACGAACAACGCGCUCAGCCUUGAGUGGCUGAAGCACUUCGACGCGCAUACAAAGGCGAGCCAGGUGGGGGCGUACAGGCUGCUCAUUUUGGACGGCCAUAAGAGCCACCUCAACCAGGAUUUUAAGGACUACUGCCUCAAAAACAUAAUCCUUACCCUCUGCAUGCCACCUUACUUAUCGCACAUCCUCCAGCCGCUUAAU